Hyaloscypha bicolor E is the source of this 360-nucleotide messenger RNA. RefSeq lists its product as uncharacterized. The transcript has 2 exons. The record is from RefSeq and is a predicted model, not a curated record. Lineage: Eukaryota; Fungi; Ascomycota; Leotiomycetes; Helotiales; Hyaloscyphaceae. The coding region runs from base 107 to 328 and encodes 73 amino acids.
CUUCCUCAAUGGAACGCACCUCCAAUUUGACGUUAAUCAAUAUCCCUUCUCUCUGAAUGCCUUCCCUUCCGAUUCGAUAUAUUCCAGAUGGAAACCGACUACCAUCAUGGCCGGGUAUGGCUCUGGGAGUUUCUAUAAUGACGGACCCAAUGGCAUACAGGUGGAUAAUUCCGAGCACGAUGGAUGGAUAGUCUGCGAGUGGUAUCAUGGGGAUAACGCUCCGCAACUCUUUCAAAUGAUUAAAUUCUUCGAUAAUGUGGGACUGAACCCUUAUACCGACAUUCCAGCCACAUGCUCGAGAGUCCUCCUGAUUCCACAAUGGAUAUGAAUGGCACGGAAGUACCUAUCAAGAAUUCCCUC